Punctularia strigosozonata HHB-11173 SS5 is the source of this 1086-nucleotide messenger RNA. Its product is annotated as short-chain oxidoreductase. Lineage: Eukaryota; Fungi; Basidiomycota; Agaricomycetes; Corticiales; Punctulariaceae. The transcript has 3 exons. Bases 35 to 910 code for a protein of 291 amino acids. The record is from RefSeq and is a predicted model, not a curated record.
GCUUCCAGCGCACCCCCAGUCAGAUCUAUACACCAUGGUCGCACUCCUGUCACCGCGCGACCAGAAGGUGUGGUUCGUCACCGGCACCUCGUCUGGCCUCGGUCGCGCGAUCGUCUACUCCGCGCUCUCCCGCGGCGACAAAGUCAUCGCGACGUCGCGAACGCUCGCGUCCAUACGCGACCUACAAUCACCCUGCUGCCACAUCAUGCAGCUCGACGUGACGGACAGCCCCGCCGUGCUCGACAAGAAGGCCGAAGAGGCCAUCCGGAUAUUCGGCCGCGUCGACGUUGUCGUGAACAACGCCGGCUUCGGUGCCUUCGGCAUCGCCGAGGAGAUUGGAGCGGAAGGCUUCAUGAAACAGUACCAGACGAACGUCUUCGGUGUUAUCAACGUUACCAACGCCUUCCUCCCGCACAUGCGGGCGCGACGAGACGGAACCAUCGUGAACGUGGGCUCACGCUCCGCAUGGCGGACAUCCGUGCCCAUGAUAGCUGCCUACACUUCUUCGAAAGCCGCUCUUCGAGCACUGACCGAGACGAUGGCGGUCGAAGUCGCGCCUUUCGGCGUGCGCAUGCUGCUCGUCGAGCCCGGAGGACUGCGCACGGCCAACUUCAACAACAAGCAGGUGCUCGAGCGGCGCCGGCCCUCACCGGAGGCGUACGACCGCACACGACAGGCGGCGCUUGCGUGGGUGGACUCGAUCACGGGCAAGGAGCCGGGCGACCCUUUCCGCGCCGCACACGCGAUCGCGGACGUCGUGCGGGGCGAGGGUGCCGCCCGCAACCGGCCGUGGCCCGGACAGCUGAUCCUGGGCGAGGACGCGGCACAGGACGUGCGAGCCAAGGCCGAGGCGGUGAUACGGCAUCUGGACGAGUGGAAGGACGUGCGGGACGUGGCGAUCGCGCAGUAAUCGCUGCCCAUAGAGACUGCACGGACAACGCUCGUUUUGGACCAUCGCUUUUCACACCAUGGAAUGAUACCCCCGCAUACACUGUCCACCCGCUCCUGACAUAACCCCCAACCUUCGCCAUUCUACAGCCGCUUGUUGUAUUAAUCAUCACCUUACCAUACCUGUCACGGCGCCCC